Molecule: messenger RNA, 609 nt
Organism: Cylicostephanus goldi
Lineage: Eukaryota; Metazoa; Nematoda; Chromadorea; Rhabditida; Strongylidae
Source: the annotation of a GenBank genome assembly
AAGCUCAACAUCGUCCUCGUUUGCGAAGCCGGAAACGUAUUCGCCAGUGUUGCUGCAAUUGCACGAGCAUUUCCAGUAUUUACUCGCAAGAGUGAUCCACCUCCAAAAGUAGAUCUUACUAUCGAGCUAUGCUUGCCUGAGGGAGAAGAGCUUGCCAAAGAAGAUCUCGAACUUAUCGAAAAUGUAGCGUACUCAAUACGUGAGACUUGUCGCAUGAUUGAUGCUCCGUCAAAUGAAAUGUCCACAGAUGCUUUGUUAUCGGAAGUCCUCUCCGUAGCUGAUGAACUUGGUCUGAAAUCCAUAGUGAUAACGAAUGCUACCAAGAGCUACUGUCUUUGCGGUAAAGGUGUCGUAUUCGACAGCGGAGGCAUGCAGAUUAAGGGAAAAACUGGAAUGCCUGGCAAGUUAAUGAUAAAUUCGGAUUUGGAGACUAUAGUUUGUAAUGUGGACUGCAUAGUUUCGAAGGAAGAAACAAGUAUGAAAAGAGAUAUGGGUGGUGCAGCUGGUAUGCUAGGAACAUUCUACUGCUUGGUAAAGUCCGGCUUUUCGGAAAAACUCUAUCUUUGCUUAGCCAUUGUCGAAAACAGCGUUGCGAACUUUGCCAAGUAA